GUGCAAUGAUGGUGGAGAAGUUGAAUGGGAGAGGACAACAUGAGAUGAUGAGAUGUCAUUGUCCUGGUGCAAAUCUCUUGAGCCUUUAACUAUUCAUGGGGGACAGGAGAAUAACAGCUUUCGGCAUUGCUACUAUUCUUUCUUUGUGCCUGAGGGUUGAAGAAAAAAAGUUGUUUUUUGUUAUUGUUGGAGCAUUUGGUCUUCCUGCCCUUUUUUCCUUCAUCAAGCUGCAGACUUUUUCUAAGGAAAUCUAAGGAACCUUUUCACUGCUUGUCACAUCAAAAUGGAUUAUUCCAAAUUCCUGUCUGAUAUAAGUGCAGCAAGGAAACCAAACGUUGCAAGACUUUCAAAUGAACUGGAAAAGAAGAUGACAGCGUCUACCGUCAUCAUGUUGAGUGGGGGUAUGCCAAACCCUAACUAUUUCCCAAUGAAAACAGCAACUAUAACCCUCAAUGAUGGAAGCACCAUUGAAAUUGGAGAACAACUGAUGAAGAGAGCUCUUCAGUACAGUGCUACAGAGGGAAUGCACAACUUAUUGUCUUGGUUCAGAGACUUGCAAAUGAAGCUCCACAACCCACCAACAGCGACGUAUGCUCCUGAGAAAGGACAAAUGAAGAUAUGUCUCACUUCAGGCAGCCAGGAUGGCCUUACUAAAGCGUUUGAUAUGCUCAUCAACCCAGGCGACAACGUCCUUGUAGAGGAGCCGAACUUCCACGGGGCAAUGUUAGCACUAAAAGCCUUGAGAUGUAACAUCAUCAAAGUACCUAGUGAUGAACAUGGCAUCAUUCCCAAAGGCUUGAAGGAGAUUCUUUCCAGGUGGAAAUCAGACAAUGUGCAUAAGCUCACGGACAAGCCCCCUAAGUUCCUGUACAGUGUUCCUAAUGGUGGCAAUCCUUCUGGGAGCUCCCUGACAGCGGAACGCAAAAAAGAGAUUUACCAGCUUGCCCACGAAUACAACUUUCUUAUAAUAGAAGAUGAUCCAUACUAUUUCAUCCAGUUUCAGAAGACUAAAGCGCCAUCAUUUCUUUCAAUGGAUGUUGAUGGUCGAGUCAUCAGAGGUGAUUCAUUCUCUAAAAUUAUCUCUUCCGGGUUGAGAAUAGGCUUUAUAACAGGACCUGCACCUUUUAUAGACAAGAUUGUUCUACAUACUCAGGCCUCAACAAUGCAACCCAACACUUUUGCACAGGUCAUCGUAAUGGAACUUCUUGAGAAGUGGGGGCAAAAGGGUUUUCUGGAUAAUGCAGACCGAGUGGCAGAGUUCUACAAAAAACAGCGCGACGCGAUGCUUGCUGCAGCAGACAAAUGGCUGACAGGUUUAGCAGAGUGGCAUGCUCCUAAUGCUGGACUAUUUUUGUGGAUUAAAAUUAAGGGGGUUUCAGAUACAUUCCAGAUGGUCAUGGAAAAAGCACUGGAAAAGGGGGUGUCUUUACUUCCUGGGAAACCUUAUAUGAUUGAUCCCUCAGAACCAUCCCCUCAUGUCAGAGUUUCCUACUCUUUUGCUACUCCAGAUGAAAUGGACCGGGGUUUCCAGAUACUGGCUGAACUUAUAAAGGAAGAAACUGCUUGAUACUUACGGCGAACUAGCUUUUACCAAAAUCUUCACUGGCUAAUAUUCAAAACUGUGCCUCUAAUUUCACAGAAUGAGCUGUUAAAUAAAUCAUUGAUUAUA
Messenger RNA from Podarcis muralis (Common wall lizard), 1669 nucleotides. RefSeq names its product kynurenine/alpha-aminoadipate aminotransferase, mitochondrial-like. NCBI's taxonomy places the organism in Eukaryota, Metazoa, Chordata, Lepidosauria, Squamata, Lacertidae. Gene Ontology annotation, molecular function: L-kynurenine:2-oxoglutarate transaminase activity; pyridoxal phosphate binding. The record is from RefSeq and is a predicted model, not a curated record. Gene Ontology annotation, biological process: biosynthetic process.